This is a messenger RNA of Hylaeus anthracinus, 407 nucleotides long. RefSeq lists its product as uncharacterized. The transcript has 3 exons. Lineage: Eukaryota; Metazoa; Arthropoda; Insecta; Hymenoptera; Colletidae. The coding region runs from base 1 to 402 and encodes 133 amino acids. The record is from RefSeq and is a predicted model, not a curated record.
AUGAUACCAACUCGCACAUUACGUUCUCCUGAUACAAGAGAACAUACCGAAGGAAAACCGGAAGAUGAAGCAGAAAAAAAAUCUGACGAAGUCGUUGAUGUUGAAUCGGCCAGGUUAGACGAAGAGGCUGAAGAUGCAGAAUCGCCGGAUGAACAAGAGGAAACGGUUGAAGAGGAAGAAGAGAUCGACGAAGAGAUAUUAGCAAUGCGGCGCGCGAAAUGGCAACCUUACCUUUCCUACGUUGACAAUUUAGUUUCCAAAGGCCUCAUUCAAGCAGUCUCCACAAGGUUGACGAGUGUAUUUUACGCACCAAUGUUGACCCUUUGCACUCGAGGCCUUUGUUUCUGGUAUCUACUAGCAACUCGAGACGCUUAUUUAGUAUUCUAUUGUCACGAGUACUAAGCUUA